GCAGAGCAUCCUGCGCCCCGGCGCGGGGCCCCGCCGUAGCCUUGGGCUGCUCCCCUGGACCUGCCGCAGACCCAGGAGCCCCCCCAGGGGGAGGCUGAGAGACCCUUGGAGGCCCCUGACGUCCCUCUCCGACAGCGCAGAACGGGGCAACCGCAGCCAUGACCACCCACGUGACCCUGGAGGACGCCCUGUCCAACGUGGACCUGCUGGAGGAGCUGCCCCUCCCCGACCAGCAGCCGUGCAUCGAGCCGCCGCCGUCCUCCAUCAUGUACCAGGCUAACUUUGACACAAACUUCGAGGACAGGAAUGCAUUUGUCACAGGCAUUGCAAGGUACAUUGAGCAGGCUACGGUCCAUUCCAGCAUGAAUGAAAUGCUGGAGGAAGGGCACGAGUAUGCGGUCAUGCUUUACACCUGGCGCAGCUGUUCCCGGGCCAUCCCGCAGGUGAAAUGCAAUGAGCAGCCCAACCGGGUCGAGAUCUAUGAGAAGACAGUGGAGGUGCUGGAGCCGGAGGUCACCAAGCUCAUGAAGUUCAUGUACUUUCAGCGCAAGGCCAUCGAGCGGUUCUGCAGUGAGGUGAAGCGGCUGUGCCAUGCCGAGCGCAGGAAGGACUUCGUCUCCGAGGCCUACCUCCUGACCCUGGGCAAGUUCAUCAACAUGUUUGCCGUCUUGGAUGAACUAAAGAAUAUGAAGUGCAGCGUCAAGAACGACCACUCUGCCUAUAAGAGGGCAGCCCAGUUCCUGAGGAAGAUGGCGGACCCUCAGUCUAUCCAGGAGUCACAGAACCUUUCCAUGUUCCUGGCCAACCACAACAGGAUCACCCAGUGUCUCCAUCAGCAACUGGAAGUGAUCCCAGGCUAUGAGGAGCUGCUGGCAGACAUUGUCAACAUCUGCGUGGACUACUACGAGAACAAGAUGUACCUGACCCCCAGUGAGAAGCACAUGCUCCUCAAGGUAAUGGGUUUUGGUCUCUACCUGAUGGAUGGAAACGUCAGUAACAUUUACAAACUGGAUGCCAAGAAGAGAAUCAACCUCAGCAAAAUUGAUAAGUUCUUUAAGCAGCUGCAAGUGGUGCCCCUUUUCGGCGACAUGCAGAUAGAGCUGGCCAGAUACAUUAAGACCAGUGCUCACUAUGAAGAGAACAAGUCCAAGUGGACGUGUACCCAGAGCAGCAUCAGCCCCCAGUACAACAUCUGCGAGCAGAUGGUUCAGAUCCGGGACGAUCACAUCCGCUUCAUCUCUGAACUUGCUCGCUACAGCAACAGUGAGGUGGUGACAGGCUCCGGACUGGACAGCCAGAAGUCAGAUGAGGAAUACCGAGAGCUCUUCGACCUGGCCCUGCGGGGCCUGCAGCUUUUAUCCAAGUGGAGCGCCCAUGUCAUGGAGGUGUACUCCUGGAAGCUGGUUCACCCCACAGACAAGUUCUGCAACAAGGAUUGCCCCGGCACGGCGGAGGAGUAUGAGAGAGCCACACGCUACAACUAUACCAGCGAGGAGAAGUUCGCCUUCGUGGAGGUGAUCGCCAUGAUCAAAGGCCUCCAGGUCCUCAUGGGCAGGAUGGAGAGCGUCUUCAACCAGGCCAUCAGGAACACCAUCUACGCGGCCCUGCAGGACUUCGCCCAGGUGACUCUGCGUGAGCCCCUGAGACAGGCAGUGCGGAAGAAGAAGAACGUUCUUAUCAGUGUCCUGCAGGCAAUUCGAAAAACCAUCUGUGACUGGGAGGGGGGCCGAGAGCCCCCCAAUGACCCAUGUUUGAGAGGGGAGAAGGAUCCCAAGGGGGGAUUUGACAUCAAGGUGCCCCGGCGUGCUGUGGGGCCCUCCAGCACACAGCUGUACAUGGUGCGGACCAUGCUCGAAUCGCUCAUCGCAGACAAAAGUGGCUCCAAGAAGACGCUGAGAAGCAGCCUUGAUGGGCCCAUUGUCCUCGCCAUAGAGGACUUCCACAAGCAGUCCUUCUUUUUCACGCACCUGCUCAAUAUCAGUGAAGCCCUGCAGCAGUGUUGUGACCUCUCUCAGCUCUGGUUCCGAGAAUUCUUCCUGGAGUUAACCAUGGGCCGGCGAAUCCAGUUCCCAAUUGAGAUGUCCAUGCCCUGGAUUCUAACAGACCAUAUCCUGGAAACCAAAGAACCUUCCAUGAUGGAGUACGUCCUCUACCCCCUGGACCUGUACAAUGACAGCGCCUACUAUGCUCUGACCAAGUUUAAAAAGCAGUUCCUGUACGAUGAGAUUGAAGCCGAGGUGAACCUGUGCUUUGAUCAGUUUGUUUACAAGCUGGCAGACCAGAUCUUCGCCUACUACAAAGCCAUGGCUGGCAGCGUCCUGUUGGAUAAACGUUUUAGGGCUGAAUGUAAGAAUUAUGGAGUCAUCAUUCCAUACCCACCAUCCAACCGCUACGAAACACUGCUGAAACAGAGACAUGUACAGCUUUUGGGUAGAUCAAUCGACUUGAACAGACUCAUUACCCAGCGUAUCUCUGCUGCCAUGUAUAAAUCCUUGGACCAGGCCAUCAGCCGCUUCGAGAGUGAGGACCUGACUUCCAUUGUGGAGCUGGAGUGGCUGCUGGAGAUCAACCGGCUCACGCACCGGCUGCUCUGUAAGCACAUGACCCUGGACAGCUUCGACGCCAUGUUCCGGGAGGCCAACCACAACGUGUCUGCCCCCUACGGCCGCAUCACCCUCCACGUCUUUUGGGAGCUGAACUUCGACUUCCUCCCCAACUAUUGCUACAACGGGUCCACCAACCGUUUUGUUCGAACUGCCAUUCCUUUUACCCAAGAACCGCAAAGAGAUAAACCCGCCAACGUCCAGCCUUAUUACCUCUAUGGAUCCAAGCCUCUCAACAUUGCCUACAGCCACAUCUACAGCUCGUACAGGAACUUUGUGGGCCCCCCUCACUUCAAGACCAUCUGCAGACUCCUGGGUUACCAGGGCAUCGCAGUGGUCAUGGAGGAACUCCUGAAGAUCGUCAAGAGCCUGCUCCAAGGAACCAUUCUCCAGUACGUGAAAACACUGAUCGAGGUGAUGCCCAAGAUUUGCCGCUUGCCCCGGCACGAGUAUGGCUCUCCAGGGAUCCUGGAGUUCUUCCACCACCAGCUAAAGGACAUCAUUGAGUACGCAGAGCUCAAGACAGACGUGUUCCAGAGCCUGAGGGAGGUGGGCAAUGCCAUCCUCUUCUGCCUGCUCAUAGAGCAAGCUCUGUCUCAGGAGGAAGUCUGUGAUUUGCUCCAUGCUGCACCCUUCCAAAACAUCUUGCCUAGAGUCUACAUCAAAGAAGGGGAGCGUCUGGAGGUCCGCAUGAAACGCCUGGAAGCCAAGUAUGCCCCGCUUCACCUCGUCCCUCUGAUAGAGCGGCUGGGGACCCCCCAGCAAAUCGCCAUCGCUCGGGAGGGCGACCUGCUGACCAAGGAGCGGCUGUGCUGUGGCCUGUCCAUGUUCGAGGUCAUCCUGACACGCAUUCGGAGCUACCUGCAAGACCCCAUCUGGCGGGGCCCCCCACCCACCAACGGCGUCAUGCACGUUGACGAGUGCGUGGAGUUCCACCGGCUCUGGAGUGCCAUGCAGUUCGUCUACUGCAUCCCCGUGGGGACCAACGAGUUCACAGCUGAGCAAUGUUUUGGUGACGGUUUGAACUGGGCCGGCUGCUCCAUCAUCGUCCUGCUGGGCCAGCAACGUCGCUUCGACCUGUUUGACUUCUGCUACCACCUGCUGAAAGUCCAGAGGCAGGACGGGAAGGAUGAGGUCAUUAAGAAUGUGCCCCUGAAGAAGAUGGCAGACAGAAUUAGGAAGUACCAGAUCUUGAACAAUGAGGUUUUUGCCAUCCUGAACAAGUACAUGAAGUCCGUGGAGACAGACAGUUCCACCGUAGAGCACGUGCGUUGCUUCCAGCCACCCAUCCACCAGUCCCUGGCCACCACCUGCUAGGUGGAAGGGCCUGCAGACCCUUGACCUGGAGGAGGAGAAGAAGCAGGAGAGAGAAAGCCAUGGCCAGCCUGCAGCUGGGUCCGGCUGGACAGCGUAUGGGAUCAGCCUGGAAGCAAAUAAGAACCUCCCCGAACACAUCUACGCCUCCCAAGGGCUGGGCCUGUGCAUGCUGUCCCAUGACAUCUCCAUGGUGGUUUUUCCAUAGCGUCAAUGAAAAAAAAAAAAAAGAAAAGAAACAGGGCAGUAUGUGCUUUUCUUUUCUUUUUUCCCCUCAGCCGUGUUAAGAGCCCUAGUUUCACCCCUUCUCCAUCUCACAGCCCCCUCCCCCUACAUGGUUGCUUCUCAAGACCUCCUCCCGGAUGGUGACCUCUUUCCCAGGGCCCACGUACGACCUCAGAGUGAAGUCUCAGAGAUGGAGAAAAGAGCAUGGCCGUACCCCAAGAUAUCAGAUAUCAGCCCGACCUGACAGGCAUGUCUCCACUUCCUGGCUUCUUCAUUUCCUGUGCCUCUUCCCCCAGCCCCCAUUUUCCCAGGCAGCCUCUCCUCCUACUCUGGAUGCUGAGGAUUCAACCACCAACAAUGCUUGUGGACCAGACGCUGAGAGCCACAGGAAACAGAGAGCCACAGGAUCUCUAGUUUCAGAGAAGCCACAGGCUGGGUGCCUGGUACUGGCACCAUGAUAGAUGGUGUUGGCUCUGGCCUUCCCUGGACUCCCCCAAAACACACUCCCCUCUCAGGGCACUCCUAGAGAGGACUCAGAAACACAUUCACAGCCGUGUCUCACUGACUGGAAUUCGGGUAGAAAGGUGGUCCGGCCUGCUGUGCGGAAGCAAUGUUUAUUGACAUAGCCAGAAAUUCCGUAGGCCCAGACAGAAAGCUGUGGGACUAUCUCAGCUUGAUGACGAGGUGGUUCCUUUAUUCAUGAAGCAAAUCCUGUGAGCAGCAAGGUGCCAAGGGCCGCGGACGGUGGGAGCACAGCCCUGGACAAGGGCAGGCACGUGCUGCCCGCAGCAGCAGCCGGCGACCUCAUUCGGGACGGCUUCUCUGCACAGACUCUCUCAUCAAGGAAAGCUCCCAGGAGAAAGAAAAUAUUAAGGGGUUAUUUCAACAGAAGCCCAAAAUGUAUUGGGUCAGGGGGGUGAGGAAUAUAAAUAGUCCUUGUCAAUGAGUUUUUAAUACCAGGAUACGCUCCAGAAAAGGAGCCCUGUUUUAGUGAAUCGGGAUUUAGUGAAUCUUCUGCUCUCAACAUCCCCAGUGUUCCUUAACCUAGAUUUCAAGGCAUAUGCCUAUCACAGGGGCCUGUCUACUUCCAUUUCUCCAACAGAACCCAAAGUCUUUGCCGAAUCUCCCACCGCGCAUGGGGAGCCUGUUGAGAAGGAUGGACGCCUUUGGGAAUGACUGUCUCAUUACAGAGCUCCUCUUCUUCAAAGGGAGCCUGUGACCCUGAGCUUGUGAGAAAAUAUACAGUGAGACAUUUGAUAUCUCUCCCCGAAUGCAGGGACAAAAAGAAAAAUGAGAAAAUAGAACAACAAUGAUCCCCUCCCUCAGGGCAGAUGAAUGGAAAUGGUUACCGUCAUUCAGAUGGCCCAUUUUAACUCGUGGAAAGGGCAGAAACAGUCUAUAGCAGGUUUGUGUGAUACACUGUGCUCCCCAGGGAGGAGAGAGAUGGGACUCACCACGUGUGGCCCUAAGGCCUCCAGCAGGAUGUCCUGAGGUUCAUGCAUUUGGUGCAGAUUCCCGGGCUCUCCCCCAAACCAGUUAAGUCUGCAUCCCUGGGAAUCAGGUAGGGAAAUCUGCACCUUUCACAAGCAUUCUGAGCUGUUCUGUUGCCCAUGGAAAUCUGAGGAUGGCUGCUGUGGAGGGUCUCUCCAUCGAGAGCCUGGGCCCUGAGCUCCCUCUGAGCCAGGAAAGAAAAUAUUGGUAAGGUAGGAGAACAAUUCAGUGUAGGAACUGGCAGAUCCCCCUGUCUAGAGAUGUCACUUCCUAUUCUGAUUUGUUGUUCUUGUUGUUUAUUCCUCUUGAUGACCAUGGAUAUGUCCCAAAGGCAGAUGGGAGAGGCUACACCAUAUGAUAGAACCCGCAUUCCAAAACCAGAUAAAAUCUUUAAGCUCCAGAAUCUUCUGAAUCUUUAGUCCUGUGUGUGGACAGUGGGUCCUUCAGAUAGAUGACCCGCUAUUAAGUCCUAGAGUUUCUUCCAAAUCCUUGCCCACUGCUUUGGUGGAGAUUUGGAUCAUCCAUUUGAUGGGAUUGCUAUUUUAACAACUUGCCCCUCCAUCCUGCGUUUGUAACCCUGAAUCUGACUCCUGGAUAGAAUCUUGUUAUCUUAAAGAGACUUGACCCUGGUAAAUUGAGGUCUUCACCUUAAGGAGAGACAUUUCACUUCCCUAGCUCACUGGCGCAUUUAUUUAUGAAUACCAAACAGGUUUAAUAUUCUUUCCUCCCUGGUAUUCCUGCCUCCCUUUGAUUUGAUUUUUGUGUGUGUGUGUCUAAGAACCAGGAAAAAAAAAUCUUAGGUUUUAAAAAGUUUUAAAAAAAAAAUUAUGUUUCAGAAACUGUCAAAUGUACCAUAUUUGUAUUAAGAGUUGUUGGGGAUUUUUGUACAAUGAAUUUACAUUUAUUUAUGGUGACUUAUAUUUACGCUUGUGAUCAAAUAAUGAUGUUAAAUUCUUAAAUCAUAUUUGCUAUGCAGCUGAAGAUGAUAUUUUGCUUUGUAUUUUGGGGUACCUGUGUUGAGUUGACAAACAUUUCCAUCUCCAUUAAAACUGCUUCCAAACCAGCA
Neogale vison (American mink) is the source of this 6699-nucleotide messenger RNA. RefSeq names its product cytoplasmic FMR1 interacting protein 2 (gene CYFIP2). NCBI's taxonomy places the organism in Eukaryota, Metazoa, Chordata, Mammalia, Carnivora, Mustelidae. Gene Ontology annotation, cellular component: synapse; neuron projection. The transcript has 31 exons. The record is from RefSeq and is a predicted model, not a curated record. Gene Ontology annotation, biological process: regulation of actin filament polymerization; axon guidance; apoptotic process. Gene Ontology annotation, molecular function: small GTPase binding. The coding region runs from base 159 to 3920 and encodes 1253 amino acids.